Messenger RNA from Prionailurus viverrinus (fishing cat), 8932 nucleotides. Its product is annotated as IgGFc-binding protein-like. NCBI's taxonomy places the organism in Eukaryota, Metazoa, Chordata, Mammalia, Carnivora, Felidae. The record is from RefSeq and is a predicted model, not a curated record. The transcript is spliced from 18 exons. Bases 1 to 8796 code for a protein of 2931 amino acids. Gene Ontology annotation, molecular function: protein binding.
AUGGAUGCCCUCACACCUGCCCUUCUGUGCCUUGGUGCCCUGGGUUUCCUGUGGGGCCCAACGGCUGCAGUUGUGGAUUUCCAGGGCCGUUACUUCAUCACGGCUUUCUUGGAGAAUGGGGGCGCCGACAAGCCCAACUUCCGGCUGUACGUGUCGCCACCCCCGAAGGGGCCCCCGACGGCUGUGCAAGUGAGGGCGUAUCCGGUGGGGGGACCGCCCUUUCGACGCGCGCUGAGCCUGCUGCCAGGCAUCACUGCGUUGGUGCGGCUGCCCGGCGCCGUGGAACUGCAGGGCUCGCGGCGGGAAGCGGGCGGAGCGGUGCGCUUAGCAGCGUCUCGGCCGGUGGGAGUGACAGUGGUGAACGCACGUGGACGCGCAUCCCUAGACACGGCACUAGCGCUUCCGCGCCGCCUGCUGGGUACUCGCUACGUGGUGGUGACGCCGUCGCUGCAGCCCCACGACCGGCACAAGGAGUUUGCGGUGGUAGCCGGCGCUAGGCCCACGCGCCUGCGCCUCACGCCUCCCGUGCCCAUCCUGCUGGAUGGCGUCGAGCAUGCUGCCAGCCGGCCCCUCCUCGUACAUCUUGAGCCCUUCCAGGCGCUGCAGGUGCAGAGCGCAGGUGACCUGUCAGGCACCCGCGUCGUGGCCACUCAUCCCGUCGCGCUGCUGGCUGGCCACAGUUGCCUGCAAGCGAGAGAUAAGGCCUGUGGCCACGUGUCCGAACAACUGCUGCCCCAGGAUUACUGGGGCCGCGUCUACGCCGUGCCCCCGUUCGCGCCCGCGGCUCCGGGACCCAGAGAUCAUGUGUACGUGGCUGCUGACAGUUUGGGCAGCCUGAACUUCUGGGGGGGCGGUGCCAAAGGGGCGCGGGCUCUGGGCCUUGGGGCCGUGCUGCACUUCGCGGUGGACCCAGUGCGCCCCCUGGUGCUGCGCUCCUCCGCCCGCCUGCAGGUGCUUUUCCUGGCUGCGGCUGCGGCCCGCGGGGGCGUCGCAUACAAUCCCUUUUUCGCUCUCUUGCCCCCGGUGGACGCGUUCAGCCGCAGCUUCGCGCUCACCGCGCAGCCGGGCUUUUCCAACGUGGCGGUGCUCGUGGCGCGUGAGCCCACCCUGGUGCUCCUAGAUCGGCAGCCGCUGCCCAACCUGCACUGGCGCCUCAUCCCCGGCGGCCCCGAGCCGCCUCACGGGCAGCAUUCUGGUCAAAGCCAGGCCCCCACUCAGGGUUUCGCCUGGACUGAGGUGGCAUACGGGCCUGGGCAAGGAGUAGUGCACUUCCUGGAGACUCGCGGGACGCCCGUGGGAGUGCUUAGCUUCGGCACCGCCCCGGGCGCUGGCUUCGGGACCCAAGCCUCGCGGCAGCCAAGCGUGAGUGAGCGGCUCUCGCGCCCAAGACAAUCGGAAGAUAUUCUGAGUGAAGAAGAUCUGAACCUUCCCACAGAAUCCUAUCCCCUCAUAGAGUCUUCUCUGAUGAUGCCACUCCGGUUCCCAGGAUCCUGUAAGGACCACGCAUGCUCCGAUGGGACCACAUGUCAUCUUGUAAAGCACAAACCUGAGUGUGUGGCCAGCACGAAGACCACAUUUGGGUCUGACAUCGUGUUCAGUUCCAAGACAAUAUCUCUGAAGGACCUCGAAACAGCGUCCAUCUCUAGCUCUAAAACCAUGGCAGUGGCCAAACCAGGAUCAGAAAGCACACCUGAAGCAGAACCAGGACUUGUAGCAGUGACCAUGGCUUAUCCAGGGUUUGCACAAGAGGCUUUGAAUGAACCUCAGCCUGAAUCUAUAGCUUUGGUUGAACCAGAACCUGGACUUCUGUCUGUAAAAGAACCAAUUCCCGAAACCCUGACUGUGGCUUUAUCGGCACCUGUACCUUUCCCCCUGCCAAUGCCCAUAGCCGAACCAGAGUCCAAACCCAAGAUAGCGUCUGGGUCUAGGUCAGAAACUGUCUCAGUGGCCAAGUUGGGGCUCAAGGUGGUGGCAGGGACUGAACCAGGCUUAGAGGCUGUGACUAUGGCAAAACAAGAACUUGAAACUGUGUCUGGGUCCAAAAUGGCGUCUCAGGCCAAAUCAGAGACAGUGGGUGUCUCUAGUAAGAGGCAGGGGGGCGUCCCAGGGGGUACCUGCUGGGCUUCCGGGCUACCAUACAUCUACACUUUUGAUGGCUACUCUUUCCCUGUGCCUGGGGGAUGUACCUACAUCCUGAGCCAUUGCCCUCAGGCCCUACCCAGUGGCCUCCCUGCCUUCCAGCUGUGGAUCGCCUGCUCUGGAGGGAGGCAUCCCCUGCGCUUUGUCACAAUGCGCGCUUUUGGCAUCACCAUCACUGCUGUCAAACAUGAGUUUGGCUUUGUCCGGGUGAACCAGCAGCGGCUUAGGCUGCCAGUGACGCUGCUCCACGGGAGGCUGCGGUUGUAUUUCCGUAGCUCAGAACUAUGGGCAGAGGCAGGUCUGGAGCAAGAGCCACCCGCACUGCGCCUAGUGUACGACUGGCAGCACGCCCUGUCUCUGCAAGUAACCGACGGCUACCGUGCACACGUGGUGGGCUUGUGCGGCAACUUCAACAGUGACCGGAUCGAUGAUGUGGGCGGUCCAGACCUGCGCGCCUUCUUGCGCACUUGGACCCUGCAGCCGCCUGAUGACCCAUGCCACUCCCUCUGGGCUGCUCCCUGCACCAAGCCAUCGUCCCCACCGAAGACCCCGGGGCCCUGUGCCAUCCUGACAGCUCUGAAUGGGCCCUUUAGCCAUUGCCACCAUGUGCUGAGUCCUGCACCCUUCGAGAUCAGCUGCAGUGCUUGGAUCUGCCCCUUCUCCAACAACCGACCAACUCUUUGCUUGAUGCUCCAGGUCUACGCACAUGCGUGUCAGCGCCUAGGUGUCAGCAUCAACUCCUGGAGAUCCCAGACCGGCUGCCCUAUCGAGUGCCCCCAAAAUAGCCAUUAUGAGUUAUGUGGCUCCUCCUGCCCAGAGACAUGCUUGGGGCCCUUGGGAGCAUCCUGCCCACUGCCCUGCGGGGAGACGUGCACCUGCAAUCCUGGCUAUGUUCGCAGCGGCCCAGCCUGUGUCCUCCGGCGCCCAGGGCCUGGUGGCUGUGGCUGCGUGCACCAGGGACGUCUGCUGGCACCAGGCGAGGCUUUAUGGGAGGGUGUGGGCUGCACUCGCCGCCGCUGCCUCUGCCCAGCCUUAGGAGGGAGUGUGAUCUGCACUGAGACGGGGUGCAGGCCGCAUGAGCGCUGCGUUCUGUCACACAACCUGCGCACGUGUGUGCCCUCGAGCAUGGCCACAUGCGUGGUGGCUGGCAGAGGCCACUACAUCACCUUUGAUGGGCGCCGUUUUCGCUUCCCUGGCUCUUGCGUGUACCUGCUGAGCGGCCUCAGUUCUUCAGCGCCACAGGAGCUCGCUGACUUCCGUGUGCUCCUGGGCACCAGUCCUGAUGGCGUCCCGAAUAGCCUCGAAGUACACGUGUCUGGAUUCCAUCUGAGGCUGGACCCCAAGGAACCCGGUCGUGUCCUGGUGAAUGGUGACUGGCAGAAUCUACCAUUCCGGGCUCUGAGCAACAAUACACUCAUCUUUCGCCAUGGCUGGGACACUGUGGUCAGCUGUCCCUUUGGCCUGCGUGUGACCUAUGCCCCUGGGAUCCGCGUAGUACUGGAUCUUCCAGCAGCAUAUAAGGGCCAUGUGGUGGGGCUGUGCGCUGACUAUAAUGGGGACCCCAUGAAUGACCUCCAGGUGCCUGGAAUCGUGCUGGGCACCAAGCUGCCUGAGGAUGCAAUGGCCUGGGCCUUUGGCCAUAGAUAUUUGGUGGGUUCCUCGACUGGGUGCCUGGAUGCUGCUGACAAGAUGCCGCCACUGCCACCAUCUUGUGUCACUCUGCCAACCACCAGCAGCCCAACCCACUUUGCCCACCCUUGUGACAUCCUUUUGGACCCUCUGGGGCCCUUCCAGCUGUGCCAUGAGAUGCUGGCACCAAGCCCCUAUGUCCAAGAUUGCAUGGUGGAUGUGUGCCUGGGCACUGGACCCUGUCCCAUGCUCAGCCUCUACUGUGAAACUUGCCAGCUGCUGGGUGGCCAAGUCUUCCAAUGGCGGAAUUCAAGCCUGUGCAGCCCGCUGUGCCCCGCACACUCGCACUACACGCUGUGCGCUCCGGCUUGUUCUGUCACUUGCGCGGGGCUGGAGCCACCACCCGGCUGCGAUCGCGCUGGGCACUGCCGUGAGGGCUGCGUAUGCGACGCGGGCUUUGUGCUGAGUGGCGCUAUCUGUGUGCCCACUGCUCAGUGCGGCUGCCUGAGCGCCGGCCGCUACUUGGAACCCGGCGCCCCGCUGCCGCCCCCUCCCACUGCGACCGGUCGCUGCUGCCGCUGUCACCCUGGCGGCCGGGUGGCCUGCAAACCCUGCCGCGCAGCCCGGGGCGGCCCAGGCCUCUGCUUUGUCACAGACGGACUCUAUUAUCGCACCUUCGACGGCACCACCUUCCACCUCCCGGGCGCCUGCACCUAUUCAUUGGUAGGCACGGGCACGGGUCGACUUCGGGGUGGGAGGCCCUUCGAGGUGGUGCUGGAGACAGGUCCACGGAUGCCCAAACUCUGCCGCGUGCUGCUCCGCGCGCAUGGCCACCGCUUCGGCUUAGACUGCGAGGACUGGGGAUACAUCACGGUGGACGGCGUGCGGCGCUGUCUGCCUUUCGCGCUGAGCCGGGGCAGGGUGCGCGCCUUCGCGCGCGGCGCAUCUGUGGUGCUCGCGGUGCGUGGAGGCCCGCGCCUGCUUUUCGGGCUCUGCUGCCACCUGAGCGUGGAGCUGCCUGCGGCCUACCGCGGCCUCACACGCGGCCUCUGCGGCAACUUCAACGGCAACGCGACGGAUGACCUGCAGCUGCCCAGGCCCGGGCCCUGCGGCGCGCCGCGUCCCUGCCCGGGUUCGGGCUGCCUCCCGGCCACCGAGGACGCGGGUGCAGCGUGGCGUGGCGCUUGCGACGUCCUGCGCGAGCCCAGCGGCCCCCUGGCACCCUGCCACGCAUUCCUGCCGCCGGAGGCCUUCUACCAGGCCUGCGUGGCCGACGUGGGCCGCGCCCGCGGGAACCACAAAGUGCUCUGUGCCUGCCUGCAAGCCUACGUGGCUGCCUGCCAGACGGCUGGUGCGGAUAUGCGGCCCUGGAGGGCUCCCAGCCUUUGCCCCAUGCGGUGCCCCCCACACAGCCACUACAGCCUGUGUGUGAACCCCUGUCCCGCGGCCUGUGCGGGUGUUCAGGAGGUGGUACAGCUCCCCACUCCCUGCGCUGAGGGCUGCGAGUGCGAUGAUGGAUUCUUCCCCGCCAAGGGUGACUGCGUCCCUGUGGACCACUGUUCUUGCUUCCACGAUGGCCUGUACUUCCCUCCUGGCCAGACUAUCCUCAUCAAGAAUUGCUCCUCCUCCUGUACCUGCCACCUAGGGGAAGGUGUGGCCUGUGUCCCCUUCAGCUGCCCUACGGAGGAGGUCUGUGGCAUCACAGAUGGAGUCCUAGGCUGUCGAUUGCAAGCCACCUUGGCCCCUGCCCCUAGCUCUGUGGCCCCACUGCUGGUUUCCCCACCAUUGCUCCCCAGUCCCAGUCCCCAGUGCCCAGAAAACUCCCGCUUUGUUCCCUGUGGGUCUGCAUGUCCAGCCACGUGUGCCAACCCCUCAGCCCCAGAGCACUGUAGCCGCCCCUGUGCUCCUACCUGCCAGUGCCUGCCUGGCUACCUGCUGCAGGACGGCCAGUGCAUGCCCCCUGCACACUGCUCCUGCUUCCUGCACCAAGGCCGUACUUUCUGGACAGACAACUGUACUUGGCACUGCCGCUGCCCAACCCUUGGGGCCCUGGUGAGCAAACUUCCCCAGUGUUGGCCUGACAAGUGCCACGGUCACUGCAAGGCCUUCACGGGUGGCUGGUACCACUGCCUGUCAGCCCAGUCCUCACCCAGUCCCACUGUCCUGGAGAAGCCACUGGUGUGCACUGCCUCUGGAGACUUCUACUUCCACACAUUUGGAGGAGCUCACUACGAAUUCCCUGGCUCCUGUGUCUAUCGCCUGGCGGGUCUCUGUGACACAACCCAUGCUGACCUUGAGCCCUUCAGCCUGGAUUUGACCCCACUGCUGCGGCCACGUGGCUGGGCCAAGGCCCUGACCCUCUUAGCCUGUGGCCUGAGGCUGGACCUGAGUCCAGAAGAUCUCAACCACAUCCGGGUGGACGGAAUUCUGGAAUCGCUGCCCUUCUUUCACGGCCACUGCCUUCGUGCCUACUACCAAGGCCGCCAGCUCUGUGUAGACACGGACUUCGGCCUCUCACUCACCUACGAUUGGGACAGCCUGGCACGUGUAACGCUGCCGAGGCCCUACGGACCCUACCUGUGUGGACUCUGUGCCCAAAGAGGCCCGAGCAGCCCCACGGUGCCGUUGCCCGACAUCUGGAAGGUGGCAGAAGUGCCAGGCUGUGGCCCAGUCUGCGGGCCCCUCUGCCACAACCAGUGUCCAGUAUCCACGCGCACUCGAUUCGCUGGAGACGCGUACUGCGGGCUGCUGGCGGGGGCCGAGGGUCCCUUGGGGCCAUGCUACGCUGCGCUGGACCCGCUCCCAUUCCUGGACAACUGCCUGGACGACGUGUGCCGCCACCACGGAGCCCGUCCCAUCGUCUGCCGAGCCCUGGCCGCCUUCACUGUCGCCUGUCAGGCUCUGGAUGUGCACCUGCGGCCGUGGAGGACGCCUGACUUCUGUCCGUUACGGUGCCCGCCGCACUCGCACUAUGAGCUGUGCGGCCCGUGCUGCCCAGCCACGUGCGCGGGCAGCGAGAGCCGCUCUGGCCGCGGCGCCUGCGGGAGCCGCUGCUGUGAGGGCUGCGUGUGCGACACGGGCUUCUUGCUAAGCGGCGCCGCCUGCGUGCCUGCGGCCAAGUGCGGCUGCUUUCGCGCCGGCCGCUACCGAGCUCUAGGCGCCGUCUGGUACCCGGGGCCAGGCUGCGCACGCCGCUGCCGCUGCCGCCCGGGCGGCGUGGUGACGUGCGCGCCGCGGCCGUGCGGGCGCGGGCGAGUGUGCGGCCUGCGCGGGGGCGUGCGCCGCUGCCUGCCCGACGGCCGAGGCAGCUGCGCCCUCGCCGGGACCGCGCACGUGCUCGCCUUCGACGGCCGCACGCACACGCUGCCCCCUCCCGCGCCCUUCUCUCCUGAGAGCUGCCUGCAAGUGCUCGCCCGCACCCCACGCCGGGGUCCCUGUUCCUUCAGCCUGGACGUGGCCCGCGAUGGGGCCGGGCUACUCAGUCUGCACCUCAACCUCUCCGGGCACCACCUGCAGCUAGACCGCGCAGUUGUCGGCUUCAUCACGGUGGAUGGUGAACACUGCCGGCUGCCCUGGGUACUGCCGGGGGGCAGGGCCUGGGCCACGUUGGAGGGCCGCCACGUGGUGGUGCACACUGCCUGUGGGCUGCAUAUCAUGUAUGACUGGGGCAGCCAGGUGCGCCUAACUGUGCCUUCCACCUUCCACGGCCAGCUGGUGGGGCUCUGUGGGGCCUUUGGUGGCCAAGUUGGCCCCCUUGAUGUGCCUCUAGACACAAGAUCCUGGUCCAGGGGCCUGGUCACUAACCCCUGCCCACUGCCCCAGCCCAGUCUUGGCUUUAGCAUCAGCUACCCCACGCAACUUGCCCAGAUCUUCAAUGCUCCCAAACUGUGUAGACUCCUACAGGCACCAGAUGGUCCCUUUGGCCGCUGCCUGGGCCAUAUCAGCCCCAAGGCUUUCCUCAGGAUAUGCCUGCAAGACGUAUGUCAUACCCAUGGUCAGGACCUUGGUCUCUGCGAUGCCCUCACAGCAUAUACUGCAGCCUGUCAGGAAGCUGGCAUCCCUGUGAAGCUUUGGAGGGGACCCAAGCUUUGCCCUCUGACUUGUCCGCCUCGGAGCCACUACAGCAUCUGCGCACGGACCUGUGAUGGGGGCUGUGUCCAGCCUACCAGCCCUGCUCACUGUUCUACCCAAUGCUAUGAGGGCUGUGAGUGUGACCCUGGAUUCAUUUUUGACGGCACAGACUGUGUGUCUCAGGACCACUGCGGCUGCUUUCACAGUGGACGCUACAUCCCUGUUGGGGAGGCACUGAUCCUGCCUGGCUGCCAGGAACGCUGUAUAUGCUUGCAUGGUCAAGGCCUCCAGUGCCAGCCCUUUUCCUGCCCACAGGGCACAGACUGCAUCCUGGAUGGGGGUGUGCGGUGGUGUGAGCCCAGGGAGGGUGCUACAUGUCGCCUAGUGCCCGGGGGCCUCUUCACCACCUUUGAUGGCUUCAGUGGGCUCACACCCAUUCCUGUUAUGUCCUGUGCCUAUGAGCUAGCCGCAUUGGUGGGUUCCAGGCCCCAGGAUCCUGACUGGUUCCAUGUCAUUGCUGACUUCCUGCCCUGUCCUAGCUGCACUGCUCUCAAACCACGAGUGAUCAUCGGCUUCAGGGAUGGCUGUGCAGCUGUGGGAACCAAUCAGGAAAUAUGGGUGAAUGGACAACCCGCCAGCCUCCCGGCGCAAGUGUGCAGGGGCGUGGUCGUACGCUGGGCUGAGGGCUCCCGAGUUGUUAUCGAGCGGUCCCCCAUGCUGCGGGUGCUGGUGGGGCCCGAGGGGGCUGUGUCCCUACGGGCCUCCCCCGCGCUACGAGGACGCCUCCGGGCAGCCUGCGGGAACUACAACGGAAUUGCAGCCGACGACCUGAUACUCCCAGGAGGACUCCGGGAUGCCAGCCUAGUCGACGUGUUCCAGGCGUGCCGGGUUCGGGGCUUCAACAACUGCACGGAGAAGCUUGUUAUUCCAGCCGUGACCCAACACUUCACCGUCUGACGCCGUACCUCCGCGUGUGCCCAGGGCUGGGACUCGUCCACCCCCCCACUCCCCCACCCUCGACGCACACCUGCCCUGGAGAUGGGAACCCACGGACCUUCCUGAGACUGUUUUAAUAAAUAAUUUAUGACCAAAA